Bathycoccus prasinos is the source of this 3162-nucleotide messenger RNA. RefSeq lists its product with no specific name. Lineage: Eukaryota; Viridiplantae; Chlorophyta; Mamiellophyceae; Mamiellales; Bathycoccaceae. The record is from RefSeq and is a predicted model, not a curated record. The coding region runs from base 1 to 3162 and encodes 1053 amino acids. Gene Ontology annotation, molecular function: ATP hydrolysis activity; ATP binding. The transcript has a single exon. Gene Ontology annotation, cellular component: cytoplasm; chloroplast.
AUGGGGAAUCAAAAGAGGAAGAAAAAGCCGCCCGUGACUGGCGAGGCCGACGGCGAAUUCGAGGCCAAUUUCCCUUCGUUUCCCUCUCACGCGUCUCGAGAGAUGACCGCCGUUACCAUUGCCGAGGAUGCGGAGGAAACGCAGGAGGAAAAGACGUCCUCGUCGUCGCGCUUUUCUUCCCUCGGGCGCUUGAAAAGAAACGAGGAGGGGGCAUCGUCAUCGUCAUCGCCGAGUGUCGAUUUCGGCUCGAAUUUGACGGCGAAUGUGUACGCACGAGAGGAAGGACAAGACGCCUCUUUGGACGUGUUCAUCUCGCGAGCGUUCGCGAAAAAGAACGGGAUUUCAAAUUUUGAACGCGUUUUAAUCUCCGUGAUGGCGACGACGAGACAAGAAACAACCCCGAGAGGUGGUGGUGCUCUGACUACUCCGGGCGGUGGCGCAGAGGCUGGACUCGGGAAUACGUUGACGUUUUGUAUGCCAGAAGACGCGGAUGUCGCUUCCGUCGUCGGCGAGCGGAAAGCGACGCUCGGUACGCCAGUGGCGAAGGCUUUAGGAGGAGAGAGCGCGAUGAUGAAAAAAGUGAAUCAGAGAGGAACGGCGAUGCAGCGACCGUGUGUUUUUGCCGAGGACGAAGACGUCGUUCGAGAGCGGUUUCGAGGAGGCGAGUGGAAAGCUUUGGAUGUGAGACACGUGGCGGGGGCGAUGCUCGAUUUGGACGUCGCCGCGCCCGACGAUGCCGUCAGAGAGGCUUGCGAUGGACGGUUUGCUGUUCCAGGGAAAUCGGCAGUACAUUCGGCUUUGGAGAAAUCGCAAGUGUCGUUAUCUAGGAGACUGUGGCUUUCGCUCGGGUGUCCUCCGGCAGAUGCGCUUGUGUGCGUGCGAAAAGCGACGAGGGGUGGUUUAAGGAAAGUAAAGAAGGUGACGUUGAAAUUAUACGCCAUGGAGGCGGCGUUUGCGGUUCGCGCGGAAGGCGCGUGGUUGCGAGACUCGCUCGCGAGGAAUCGACGUACCACUAGAAAUGAUUUAUCGUCGUUGGAGAUGUUAGCUUUGCGCGCGCUACGCGAUCGCGGAUAUCGCGUCGGGCAGAUUGUGCGUUUACCGCUUUUAGGCGUCUCGGCAUUGUUUGAAGUGAUUUCGAUGACAACGACGGGUGAUGAGAAUAUGAACGCGUUUGUUAGUAAUGACGAGAUAGGUGAGAUCGACGAGGAGACCGAAACGUGUGAAUUGCUCGGCCGAGACGCGAAUGAAAGUGAUACCAAUGCAAAGAGCCAAGACGGUAAAAACAACAACAACGAAGAAGAAGAAGAGGAUGAAGAAGACCAUAUCGGCAGUGCUGUUUUCCGCGCUCGUGCCCCAGGCGCUUCGAUCAAAUCUGAAUCAUCGUCCUCUCUUAAUAAAAGUAGAACCAGAAAUGUACUCGCCGGAUGUGAAUCGCAUAUCGUCGCGUUAAAAGAUAUCGUCACGCUCCCGCUGGUCAACGCUGACCUUUUCAAGAAGUGCGGCGUCGCGCCGCCUCGAGGCGCUUUGCUUUGGGGUCCACCCGGGACUGGUAAGACGCUUUUAGCCCGACACGCGGCCGAGACGUCAAACGCGACGCUCUUUGUCGUCGAUGGACCUGAGCUUGUCGGCUCUGUCGUCGGUGAAACCGAAGAGGCCAUCCGUGAAGUCUUUCGAGCGGCGGCGAAAGCGAAACCGGCGAUUGUCUUGAUCGACGAACUCGACGCGCUUUGUCCUUCGAGAGGCGAGAACGUCCAAAACUCUGGCGGUAGUUCCGGCAAAGGAGGAGAGGAAUCAAAUUUGAACACGCGAGCGGUAGCGGCGUUGACGGAGAUUUUUGAUGGCAACGUCGUUAAUCUUGACGGCAUUGUCGUUUUGGCGACAACGAAUAGACCCGACGCCGUUGAUGUUGGACUGAGACGACCGGGAAGGUUUGAUCGCGAACUCGAAGUAAACGCUCCGGAUCCGCAACAAAGAUUUGAGAUUUUGAAAUCACACUUGGGAACGAUUAAGCACGAUUUGACGGAGGAGAUUAUUCGCGAAACCGCGUGGACGAUGCAUGGAUUCGUCGGCGCUGAUAUCGCGCAACUCGUUCGAGAUGCCGCCUCAAAUGCCAUGCGCAGGAUAAUAGCUGAUCAACAACGUAACGGUAACGAUAUUUCGGGAGCGAUGUCCAGUUUGCAACUCGACGAGACUACUGAUAUAAUCACGUCGCCAUCUUCGUCCACGAAUGAUAGCGUCACGAUUGAAGAUUUUAUCGUCGCAAAGAAUCGCGCUCGGCCUUCGGCCAUGCGCGACAUCAACGUCGAGAUUUCAAGCAUUAAUUGGGACGACGUCGGUGGUCAGGCCGACACAAAAAACUCGUUGAAGGAACUCGUCGAGUGGGCGGAAACGCAUCCAGACGCGAUGCAGAAGAUUGGCGCGAAACCGCCAAACGGUAUUUUGUUAUACGGACCUCCCGGAUGUUCCAAAACAACUUUAGCUCGCGCUGUCGCUUCACAAUCGAAACGAAACUUCUUAGCCGUGAAAGGUCCCGAGUUGUUCUCGAAAUACGUCGGCGAGUCCGAAAAAGCCGUCAGGACGCUCUUCAAACGCGCUCGAAGCGUUGCGCCGUCGAUAAUCUUCAUCGACGAAAUUGACGGUUUGGCUUCUUCCCGAGGCGGCGGCGAAACAAAGUCGGAAGGUAGUUCCGUCUACGAUCGGGUCGUGACGCAGUUGUUGCUUGAAAUGGAUGGGUUAAACUCUUCUUCGCGAGCAGAAAAAAUUGCCGUCAUUGCGGCGACGAACCGCCCAGAUUUAGUCGACGAAGCUUUGCUUCGUCCCGGUCGUUUCGAUCGCCUUUUAUUCGUAAAAGCGCCCGAGACGAGUAAAGAACGCGCGGAAAUCCUCGCGUGCGCUUUUCGUAAAACGCCGUUAGCGCCGGAUGUCAACUUAGAACGCGUUGGUGACAUGACAGAGAAAUUCACCGGCGCAGAUUUAGCAAAUUUAGCGAGAGAAGCGGCGUUAUGCGCGCUUGAAGAAGAAGACGAGAACGAGACGGAAAUCGAGGCCGUUUACAUGCGACACGUAGAAAAGGCCAUCUCGAGUGGAAGUUCCACGGCGUCUCCAGAACCUUCGGCGGAAAUGUUACAGAUGUAUAACGCGUUCUCUAGACGUGGUUAUUAG